CACGGGUUUCCGUAGGUGUCAAAUUUUAUAGCCUCGGACUCGUUCACUGACAAUAAACAAGAUGAACAAAUACAGGAAGCAGAUGGCAGAGCAGUUCCUGAGUCAGGCCCUGGGCAUCAUCUGCCUGCUGACGGGAGAGGAAUAUGUUAUUGUGAAAAAGAGGCACUACCAAAGUAACAGUCACCGGCUGAGUGGAGAGGUACCUAUAAAGUGUGAUGAUUUUGCUGUGUAUUUCUCUAUGGAAGAAUGGAAGUAUAUAGAAGGACACAAUGAGCUUUACAAGGACGUCAUGAUGGAACCUCACCAAACACUAAGUAGUAUAGAGAUCCCAGACAACGAGAGUUUAGAACUAACAGGUCACAAUGAUGAAAAUCUAGACACGGGAGCACAAGGAGAACUUGUACAGAAUAUUCAGCCAUCAGAUGUCUCUGCAGGUAAAAAUGGUGCUAAGAUUUCAUCUAAGGCGGAAAAAUCAGAAUAUCAGUGGCUAACAAAUAUCACAGAAGCUGCACAGCAGGAGAUACUAGGUCCAGGUUAUGAUAAGAUUGAAGUCACACUUAAUGCUGAAGAAACAGAUGAUCUGUAUGUAAAGAGUCAGCUGCAAGCUGUGAAGCAGGAAAUCAGUGACAAUAUCAGUACAGGUGAAUUCACAAUCAGCAAUAAAUCUAGUCAUGAUCAAGAGUGCUUAUGUUUCUUUCAAUCGUCUUCAAAAUCAAAGAAGCCGCAUGGCCCAAUGUUCAUAUUGUGGGAAAUGUUUUUACCAGGAAAUCAAAUCUUAAAACUCAUCUGAAAAUUCAUACUGGAGAGAAAACCAUAUUCAUGCUCUGAAUGUCCCAAAGGCUUUAUCCGAAAAUCACAACUUAUUGAGCAUCAGAAAGUUCAUACAGAUGGGGAAAACAUUUUUAUGUUCUGAAUGUGGGAAAUGCUUUAUCCAGUAUUCACAACUUAUUGAGCAUCAGAAAGUUCAUAGAAGCCGCAUGGCCAAUGUUCAUAUUGUGGGAAAUGUUUUACCAGGAAAUCAAAUCUUAAAACUCCAUCUGAAAAUUCAUACUGGAGAGAAAGCAUUUUCAUGCUCUGAAUGUGGCAAAGGCUUUAUCCGAAAAUCACAACUUAUUGAGCAUCAGAGAGUUCAUACAGAUGAGAAAGCAUUUUCAUG
Molecule: messenger RNA, 1156 nt
Organism: Bombina bombina (fire-bellied toad)
Lineage: Eukaryota; Metazoa; Chordata; Amphibia; Anura; Bombinatoridae
Product: gastrula zinc finger protein XlCGF66.1-like
Exons: 8
Coding region: 62-790 (242 amino acids)
Biological process (GO): regulation of DNA-templated transcription
Source: RefSeq, a predicted model, not a curated record